AUGGACCUGGCGUGGAUCUGGUUCAUCGGGAUUGUCGUCGGGGCUUUAAUCCUCAUCAUCGCCUUCUUGUUGUAUGUGGUGUGCACUGAGGAUGACGGCGACUACGAGCCGCUCAUCGACGGCGGCCGCGCCGUUCCGAGAGACUACCUCAACGACGAGGAGAGCUUACGCCAAUUGGCGGAGGAGUUCGACUUCACCAGCCUCCUGCCCGAAGAACAGCUGAGCUACUUGGCAGGUCAGGAGUUCACGGUGACCAAUCCUCCUGAUUUCUCCCUUAUCAGGGGCAAAUCAUUCCGCCCGGAAGACGAUAUCCUCGUGCGGGACAUGGGGGUCCACGCGUGGUGGUUUGAGCCCGAUCUCGAAGAAUCCCGCUCUACCAAUGCUUCAGAAUCAACACCAUUACUCGCCGAUGCCGAUACCGUACGGGAUCCGGGGUAUGUUGUCCGCGACAAGACCGAGGUCGUAUUCCGCUGUGGCCAGCCCUACCGCACUGCUACUGCGGUGAUGAACCUCGCCAUGCCGCUUAGACACCGUGUGUAUGCCGAUACCGUCUAUUUUGAAGCGAAAAUCAUGGAAAUCAGCGAUAGUCCCGUAUCGCACUUCUCCAUCGGUUUAGUCACUAAACCCUACCCUAAGUUCCGCCUUCCGGGAUACCAGAAAUUCCUGAUUGCCUACGAAAGCACAGGUAAUCUCAAGAUUAAUAAGCCGUUCCCUACUCCUUUACAACAGCACCAGGGGGAUAACUCCCAGUAUAAUAAUCUUGUGCUCCCGCCAUUAAACCGGGCCGAUGUCGUUGGUUUCGGGUACACCGUCAGUCUGGGCACCAUCUUCAUCACCCGCAACGGCCGCAAAGUGUUGGACGUGAUGAAAGGGUGUUGGCUCGACUUGUACCCUGCCAUUGGUUGUUUCUCGUGCGAUGCUACUUUCCAGGUGAACAUUGGCCAAAUGGGGUUUGUGUGGAUUGAAGCCAACGUGAGAAAGUAUGGGUUUAUCAGUACUACUGAUAGCCGCAAGCUCAGUGGCGAACGAGGGGCAGCGGCGUUGCCUCGCUACUCUCUCGACGAGAAUGGCGACAAGCUUCUAGACAAAGGUGAGGAAUUGCCACCGAGAUACCCUACCAGCGAGCUCGACUUCUUUGGCCGUACCAGCACCGUUGCCGAAGGGUGUCUGAAUGAGAAGACCCUGACUACGAGAAUCACUCACGACCCUGAGGAAGUGAUGGAUUUACGCGAACGUCUCUACGAGGCGGAAACGGGUAACAGCACCCCUCAACCAGUGAACUCGAAGCCAGCGCAAGACGAUGGCGCUUCGACGACUGCCAGCAUCAGAAGCCUCGCCCCCGCCACUACUGAUGCCUCCACCAACGCCACCACCCUCGGCAACGACGUGGAGACCAUCGAUGAAAACGAGAAUGGCGAAGCGGGGAACGACGAGGAGACUAACGACUUGGAGGACCGCGUCGAGGAAGUGGACCGGGGGACGGUGGCUAGUGCCCAACCUGAAGUGGAAGAGCCGGAAAUCCCCAAUGUUGACGUCGAACCUGAAGUGGAAGAACCUAGUGGCCAGCCGGGGAUCGAGGAGACUACCGACGACGGUACCGUGGCCGAAGCGGAACCGGUGAUUCUGGAACCCGAUGAAGAUAUCGAGGUGGCGGAAGUCACCGAAGUCACUGAAGUUACCGAGGUCGGUGAAGGCGAAGUGACCAUUUCCACCACCGAGCCUUUGGUACCGCCUAAAGAUGACAACGCCUCUAAAGGUAAUGAUGACGAAGAAGCCAAGCAGUCUCUGGCGGCAAAGGCUAAAGACGCCACCCCGCCGCUGACGGCUGACCACGAAACCUCAUCGCCAUCGGCGUCGCCGCUGCCCGACCCCGUGCUGCUGCUGGACCAGCCCGCGAACAAGACGGCGAAAAAGAAGAAGAAGAAGAACAAGAAGAAGAAGAGUAAGCACUGA
This is a messenger RNA of Diutina rugosa, 1953 nucleotides long. RefSeq lists its product as uncharacterized. NCBI's taxonomy places the organism in Eukaryota, Fungi, Ascomycota, Pichiomycetes, Serinales, Debaryomycetaceae. The coding region runs from base 1 to 1953 and encodes 650 amino acids. The record is from RefSeq and is a predicted model, not a curated record. The transcript has a single exon. Gene Ontology annotation, molecular function: protein binding.